Molecule: messenger RNA, 4614 nt
Organism: Leucoraja erinaceus (little skate)
Lineage: Eukaryota; Metazoa; Chordata; Chondrichthyes; Rajiformes; Rajidae
Gene: lnpep
Product: leucyl/cystinyl aminopeptidase
Exons: 18
Coding region: 376-3483 (1035 amino acids)
Biological process (GO): proteolysis; peptide catabolic process
Cellular component (GO): cytoplasm
Molecular function (GO): peptide binding; metalloaminopeptidase activity; zinc ion binding
Source: RefSeq, a predicted model, not a curated record
AAUGAUGUUCAACUUGGUAGCCGACUGAGUGACGAGGAUCUGCAACACUGGACAGUUCGUCAAUCGACCCAUAGAGUCUUCGCGGCGCAGCUUCCGAGCACAAAGGAGUCAAGAGAAACAGAUAAAGUGAAGAUGGUGAACUACGGAUUUUCGUGAGGUGGUGCAAUUUGGAAUGAAAUGUCCGUGUAAAUAGGAAGGUUUUGUUUUUGGAGAGAGAGAGAGAGAAAAAAAAAGAUUUGCUUCUUUUCUCAAAGAGAAUGCGUGGCAGAGUGUGAAGCUCGCUUUAGUUGUUGUGCUCACCCCGAGGCGCUCGGCGAGGAGUCCGGUUCAUUGAGCAGAGCAGAGCCGCAGGAGCGAAGGCCACGGCCACGGCUGAUGGAGUCGCACUCGCAGAGCGGGCGGGCUCAGCUGCCCAGAAACAUGAUUGAGAACAGCAUGUUUGAAGAAGAGCCGGACAUAGUGAAUUUGGGCAAAGAUUCACGUCUUCAUCCCCUGGAACCAGAUGAAAUUGAAUACGAGCCACGGAGUUCACGGUUGCUUGUGCGUGGUUUGGGCGAACAUGAUCUGGACGAUGAGGAGGAGGAUUAUGAAUCGUCUGCAAGGUUGCUGGGCAUAUCAUUCAUGAACAGGAGUUCCAACCAUCGCGGCAACAUGCAAGGAGCUUAUAGCCAUGAAGCAUCAAGUGGAUCUUGUUCGUUACCCACUGGUCGGACUUUACUUGUUGGUGCAUUUGUUGUGGUGAUUAUACUUUCUAUAUCAAUGGUGGUCUACUUUCUGCCAAAAUGCACCUUCACCAAAGAAGGCUGCCACAAAAAGAACACAAAGUUAACACUCGUGUAUCCGUUAGCAACCAAUGGGCAGCCCUUUCCUUGGCCAAAGAUGAGGUUGCCAAGUGCUGUGGUACCAGUGCACUAUAAUCUUAAUUUACUUCCCAAUCUUACCACCUUGAAUUUUACGGGCUCUGUACAGAUAAGCCUUCUAAUCAUAGAAGAUACAAACAACAUCACUCUUCACAGCUUGGGUCUCAUAAUCACCGAGGCAACCAUUACUCCAGAAACCACCAAGCAUCCUCAGAAAGUCCAGGUUUUGGAGUAUCCUCUACAUCAGCAAAUCGCAAUCAAGUUUAACACCAUGCUACCAAAAGGAGAAAAGUAUACCCUGAACCUGAAUUAUUCAGCUAAUUUGUCUGAUGGUUUGUCUGGAUUUUACAAAGGCACUUAUCAAAUUAAAAACAAGACCAGAAUAUUGGCAGCCACACAGUUUGAACCAUUCGCUGCACGAAAUGCCUUCCCAUGCUUUGAUGAACCAGCAUUUAAGGCCACGUUUAGGAUUUCAAUAAUAAGGGAUGCUGACCACAUCUCCUUAUCCAAUAUGCCAAAGAAUACCACAACUUCAUUGGCCAAUGGGCUUUAUCAAGAUACAUUUAGGACAAGUGUUAAAAUGAGCACUUACUUGGUGGCCUUUAUUGUCGCUAAUUUGACGAGAAUCAGUAAUAAGACUGCAGGUGGAACUCUGGUGUCUGUGUAUGCUGUUCCUGACAAGAUGGAUCAAAUGGAUUAUGCAUUAGAAGCCACAGUGAAACUUCUGAACUUUUAUGAGAACUUCUUCAGUAUAGCUUACCCCUUAAAGAAACUAGAUCUGGUGGCUCUUCCUGAUUUUGAAGCAGGAGCCAUGGAAAAUUGGGGUCUAAUCACCUUUAGAGAAACAGCACUUCUUUACAAUGAAGAGACUGCUUCUAUAAUGGACAAACAAAUAGUUACCAUAGUGAUUGCUCACGAGUUGGCUCAUCAGUGGUUUGGUAACCUAGUGACUAUGGAAUGGUGGAAUGAUCUUUGGUUAAAUGAAGGAUUUGCCACUUUUAUGGAAUUUUUUUCACUUGAAAAAGUAUUCCCUGAUUUCCAAGUGAGUGACCGCUUCUUGCACACUCGCUUCAGGGCAAUGGAGAAAGAUUCAAUGAAUUCAUCCCACCCACUCUCCACUCCCGUUGAAACUUUUGAACAAAUUGAGGAAAUGUUUGAUUCUAUUUCCUAUGAAAAGGGUGCUUCAAUUCUGUUGAUGUUGAAGGAUUUCCUUAAUGAAACCAAUUUCCGGCAAGGAAUUACACAAUAUUUGAUGGAACAUAAGUAUGGGAACACAAGAAAUGAAGACCUCUGGAACUGUAUGGCUAAAGUUGGAAGUGUAAAUUUGAAUGUGAAAGAAAUGAUGAAAACCUGGACGCUGCAGACAGGAUUCCCAGUAGUCACUGUGAAAUUGGACACCACUGCUAAUAAAAUUCACCUCCGUCAAGACCGUUUCCUCAGGAUCGCCUUUCCACAAAAUUCAUCAUCAUCUUUUCACAGUUACCUGUGGCAUAUUCCACUGACCUACAUCACCAGCAGCUGUAGUAACUAUGCACAGCCUAAGUGCAUCAAAAAGUGGCUCCUUAAGAAUAAAACUGAUACCAUUGAUCUUAAAGAGCCAAAUGUGACCUGGGUGAAAUUUAACAUGAAUAUGACUGGUUACUAUAUCGUUAAUUAUGACAAAAGCACCACAGAGGAAUUAAAUGAAUUGUUACAAAAUAAUCACUUGGCUAUAAGUGAUCAGGAUCGAGCUGGCCUUAUCAACAAUGCCUUUGUGCUUGCAAGUGCAGGGAAAAUCUCAAUAGAGGAGGUGCUGAACUUGAUCAGCUAUUUAAAGAAUGAAACCAGCACUGCGCCAAUAGUCGAAACUUUGCUACAGCUCAAUGAUAUCUACAUGCUUGUUGAGAAGAGGGGGGAUCUGUCGGUUUCCAAUCUGAUGAAGAAAUAUAUUUUUAACAUUUUUGGAGACUUGAUUGACCAACAAACCUGGAGUAAUAAUGGAUCAGCCUCUGAGAGAUAUCUGCGUUCCAAACUUCUAGCCACAGCAUGCAAUUUGAAUUAUGAUAUGUGUGUGCAGAAAGCAAAUAUUAUGUUUACCAAAUGGAUGAAUACAACAGAUUUAAGUGUGUUACCGUCUGAUCUAACUGCCACAAUCCUCACUGUUGGAGCACGUACUGUUGAGGGCUGGACAUUCAUACGCCAGAUGUACAUUCAAUUGCAAUCAGAAUCGGACAAAAACAAAAUGCUUUCAGCCAUGGCAAAAACCAACAAUGUUCAGCAUCUAAUCUGGUUGAUGUACAGCGGCUUGAAUCAUAACAAAAUAAGGACACAGGAACUGCCCUUUAUUCUUGCUACUUCCAGCAAGAGCCGAAUUGGAUAUCUAUUUGCUUGGGAUUUUGUUAAAGAAAAUUGGGAUGAUCUGAUUAAAAAGUUUCAUCUUGGAUCAUAUUCUAUUCAAACCAUUAUCACUGAAACAACAUCACAAUUUUCAACAAAGACCCACCUGCUUGAGGUGCAAACAUUUUUUGAUUCACUGACAGACAAAAGUUCUCAGCUCGGGUCAGUCCAGGAGGCGUUGGAGAUGAUUCAUUUGAACAUUCAAUGGAUGGAGAAAAAUUUGAAAAAUCUGGAAAAGCAGCUAUAAAUUUUUUUUUCUUAGUUUUCAGUAAAUUAAACAACCUAUGUGUUAAGUGAUUCUAAAUUGCAGCCGUUUAAAGCAGGUUGAAGUCAAUUGUCGUUUAAACGUCAGUUUGCACUAUUGGAGGGUUGGUGUUAGCUCAGGGUGACUUUUCUGGUUUGUUCAGUCAUUGAAUAUUCAUUUUAUCUGUGGGGAAGCUGCAGAACAAGGUACGUGGAAUGGGUGAAUGUAUUUUACAAAAACAGAGCAUUUCCAUAAGCAAAAUAAUAUCUUUGAGUUACUGGGUUUAACCAUUUAGUUGGAGUGGAUGGUUGGGAAAAUGUCUUCCAACAAUUAAAGACAAUGUUUAGCUUGGCUAUUAAUUUUUAGCAUUAUUUUCCCAUUUGCUUUUCGGGAAAGGGUUCUUUUCAACCAUUAGGUUUUUACAUAAUAGGACAAUUCUUUGUACACCAUUCUGUCACUCACCAUCUUUGUAACAGUGACACCCACUGCAAAAUGGAGAGAUACUGCUCUGUGAAGCAUAAUCUUUACGAAAGAAAAAUGCACUGUGUGAUGAACUCCAUGUAUUGCAUGAGAUAUACCAGCUGUAUGAACCCAUAUAUCUUCAAAUACUUUACCUUUAUCAAGACUAUAUUAUUUUGACAGACUAAAAUUGAAGGAAUGUGAUCCCCAAAAUAAUACAUUUUAUUGGAUACCAUUAAUUAUGAAUUAAAUUUAUAUAUCAUUACAAAUCAUGUCCCUAGCUUUUGUAGGUUUUCAGUUUUCAUCACCUGCCUUGAGUCGUUGCUGCCGAAUGUACAUUUUUUAUUAUUAAAAGCUAUAGACUAUAUAUUAUGAAAAAUUGCAAAGCUCUGUUUACAAAGCUCUUUAUUCUAAGAUUCUGUGAUAACCGGAGCUAUCCUAAGUUGUCAUGUCAUAAGAAUUGCUCUACUGAAUUAACGCUGCAUCUCACUGACAGCAAUAUAUGUAUUUGAUAGAUGUUUUAAUUACAAUUAAUGUUUGUGAAUUGUACACGACCAAUCAGAAUUUGACUUGUUUAAAAAGAUAUUUAUGUACUGUAAAUCAGUAUGUCUUGCAAUAUUCUAAUAGAUGGUUAUCCUGUGUCAAAAAUGCAAUGCAGAUUAAAACAUUUUAUCA